GAUUCGAAAAAAUCAGUUGCACGACUACCAUUCUAACGAAACGAAAUAAUUUCGAAACCUAAAAAAAAACGUAAAAUGUGGAUAUUAAGUGUAUUGAUUGUGGCGAUUGCCUCCAAUGGGGCUCUUUCCAUGAAUAUUGCGCCAUUGGUCGAAAGAAAUUUGGCCAAUACCAUUUUGAAAUCGAGCCGUUCCAUGGAGACAAAUUCGCCACGCAAUGUCCAAUGUUUUUCGGUUUAUUUACCUCAAAUUAACGAGGCCACCAACAAAUACGAAGCUGCCUAUACCCAGUGUUUGGAUACAGCCAGCAAUGCCACAAAGGCCGUUGAGGAUGAAGUUGCUGGCGAUCGUGCCACAGUCACUCAGCAAGCUGGAGGAAUUUGUGCCCUCUACCAGUCAUGUUCCCAAAAAGAAUCUUCCCUUGAUUUCUUUGAGUGCUACAACGAAUCGGCUGGUUCCGCUGUCACAACCUCUUAUGACAUUCAAACCUUGUCCAAAAAUAGAUGGCAAUAUGUCAACAGUAGAUAUCAGGUAAUUGCUUACCAACAACAGAACUGUACCGACACCUGUGCCGAUGCCUAUGUCAAGGAGACAACCGCACUCUAUGCUGCUUUGGAUGCCUGUUUGGCUGGUGGUGGUUUUGUAACACCCUCAACCACAUCCGCACCAGCACCCGAAACAACAGAAGGAUAUACUACUGAAUUUUCAACAACAACCCCCGAAAUUCCAACUCCACCUCCUGGAUUUUAAAUAUUUCAUAAUCCUUUAAAACAUUGAAGAUGUACUUUUUCGGCAAUUGUUUAUUGUUAAAUAAAGUAAUGGAAAUGAUUAGAGCAUAAAUAUUUAUUUUUUAAGGGAACAAAUUGACAAUAAAUGUAUACCGCAAGAAAUCUCAAUUCAACAACGAUAA
Messenger RNA from Musca domestica (house fly), 907 nucleotides. RefSeq lists its product as uncharacterized. The coding region runs from base 76 to 747 and encodes 223 amino acids. Lineage: Eukaryota; Metazoa; Arthropoda; Insecta; Diptera; Muscidae. The record is from RefSeq and is a predicted model, not a curated record. The transcript is spliced from 2 exons.